Drosophila arizonae is the source of this 469-nucleotide messenger RNA. It is a transcript of the gene Taf12L, whose product is annotated as TBP-associated factor 30kD subunit alpha-2. NCBI's taxonomy places the organism in Eukaryota, Metazoa, Arthropoda, Insecta, Diptera, Drosophilidae. Gene Ontology annotation, molecular function: protein heterodimerization activity. Gene Ontology annotation, biological process: DNA-templated transcription initiation. The record is from RefSeq and is a predicted model, not a curated record. Gene Ontology annotation, cellular component: transcription factor TFIID complex.
AUCUUAAGUGUGUUUGCAUCUUCUUUUCAUUUCAGAAAUGGCUUCGAACGGUAAAGUCACUGCCUGGCCUUGGAUCGAUGAGCUGCCGGGAGAUAAUAGCGAUAUCUCAUCAGCCGAGGAAAGCCAGAGCUCAACCUGCAGCCUGAGCUCAUCGAGCAAGAGCAAUCAUGUCGAGAGCGACAAGGAAUACACUUGCUCCUCGACCAAUAAGUAUCAUAUAAUACGCAAAUCCAAUUUGAGUCGCUUUGUGCAGAAGAUUGACAAGAGCGCCACCCUGGAUGAUCAGGCAGCUGACUUGGUGUCCAAGUGCGCCUACGCAUUUGUUAGGGAUGUGUCCAUGCGCUUGGUCAAGCUGGCCAAAUAUCGCAAUGCCGAGCCGAGUUUAUUGGAUUUGAAGUUUACGCUAAAGCGCGAAUAUAAUAUGGAAUUUCCGAAGAAUAAAAACUCUAAUUCUGCGGAAUCUUAGCAU